Molecule: messenger RNA, 2205 nt
Organism: Pseudo-nitzschia multistriata
Lineage: Eukaryota; Bacillariophyta; Bacillariophyceae; Bacillariales; Bacillariaceae
Source: the annotation of a GenBank genome assembly
AAAGCAAGGCAGAAGAAACACAGACAGUGUAGACAAAUUGAUGCAWUCGAAGGGAUACGAAAGUUUUCUCUAGAGGGAGAAAMGAAACACCAAAGUAAUAAUGAACACGUCAAUCCCAGGCAAUGAAAAUGCAGUCACUGAUUCCGAUUCAAACGAGAAAAUGGAUAAGAUCAAUGAUGACAACGACAAUGACGAUCAUAGAUCGUUAUCAUUGGAUUCUCUUCAACGUAAAAAAAAGGCUGAGGAAGCUGAGUUUACACACGAGAAUCAUACAAGCAGCUUGACCCUGACCAGUUGCGAUGGAGAUUUCUUUGAAGARAGCAAAAUAUGGUCGCGAGACAACARCAAUAGAAAUAGCAACAACCGUCAGGAAAGAAGACGAGCAAGUCAACUAUCAGAUAUUACGUACGAGUCAGAUGAUCAGCAAGGUGUUAGUGAUUUAGACGCACAGACUACAGACGAUCAACACAUUGCGAGUGAUUUMGACGCACAAACUACGGACGAUCAACAAUUUACUAGUGAUUUCGACGCACAUACAAUGGACAGCAAUGAUUCUAGCUGGGCAGACAAUUAUAGCGCAUUGCUUCACACAGCUAGUUUGAUGGGAGGUCAGCGUUUCUCUCUAAAUGAAACUUCAAAGGCAGGAAUCGAAGAUGGACAACGGCCUGCCAACACUGCUGCACCCGUCAUUCCUCGGAGGCGUGUUUCCGUCAACAUCAAUCAGAGAGGAAUGACAGCCGCCGAUAUCAAUACCAGUACYGAAAAUGAUGGCCGUACUGUAACCAAAGCCAACGCUGCUGCGCCUACAAUUCCUCAGCGAUCAUCUUCUCACACAAGCAAGUUGUCUUCCAACAAAAAAUAUACACAGGCUUCAAAGUCCAACUCCUUCGAUUCUGCAUCAUUUGCUGACAAUAUGAUAUUCGACGGUCGAGAUUMUAAUUCUGGCGAUACUGCAUCCUUUGCCGAAGAUGCCGUCAGUAUUGGUGGCCGAUCAUCCAAAUCAAUCGCUUCAGGAACAAACCAAGAUAUAAAUACAAUAACCACAAAAACUGCUUUGUCCGCCACAACAAACUCARAGUCAACAAUAAAUGUAACGGCAUUGCAUAUCGAGAACGAGAAUGAGCACUACCAAUACYGCAGAAGCAGUAAUGGUGGGAGCCACAGAGAUCUUUUAGUAGCGGGAAAUUUGUCGGUAGACCCACCAAUCGCCCCGGCACGUCGAGCAUCGAGAUCUGCCCCUCUCUGCCCCACUGAAGAUGAAGAGGAAAGUCGAGAAGCAAGUACAAAAGAYGCACAGCAAUUGUUCCUAUCACACUGUAGAAUUGAUGACAGUGAAAAUGAUGAUUCAUACAUCAGCAGAAGGAAUGCAUGUCUUUCAUCGUCAUCAACUAAUGCAUCACCACGUGUCAAAAAUAAUAAACCACCCGAAAUCCCCUUGCGAACAGAUUUAGAUUCUCCGUGGCCAAACUUCAAUCCAAUGUCGAGAAUAUACCCAGAAGAAAACRUUAAUGAACCACCAACAUGCCCGAUACGCAAGUACUCUUCUCACAAAAGUAAUUUGCCGGCAACGAAUACUCGCUUUUCCAAUCGACAUUCUUUUUCAACUAUAUCAGCAUCAAUAUCGCAGUCAUCAAACCAACCACCYGCAUUACCGAAGCGAAGAAGUUCAGAUUCUACGCCGUGCAAAAAUCUUCCCCUCUUGGAAUCUCCAUCCUCUUCCACCACAGUCACACACUCGAUGCAUCCAUCGUCAAGUCAGACAUUGGAGAUCGUGCAAGACGAAAUUUCCAACCAAGCACCGACAAUUCCGAUGCGAAAAGAUUCAAAUAGCACCUGCAAACUUAGCAAAAACAACAGUAUGGAGUCGUCAUCUGCAYCAAGGACUGAAGUCUGAAUAUUAAUGAGAAGGAAAUAGCGACRAUKAUUUGAUUGAAAAAUAUUGGAAUGAAGGGCUGGAAAAUAUCCUUUKAGGCAACUUCCUKCAGAUAKUUCGAAAUACUUCAUCUGAUGGUCUCAGCAUCUUCCUGAUUCUCUCAAACAAGGAGGAUGGGCAAUGGGCAAGUUAAAAUGAAUCGCAGGCAUUUUCAGUAUAGAAUGAAUGGUACCAUACCAGUCCAGAAAUUGGAUGGAGAGAAACACUGGUUUGACCCAUUACUUUGGGAUGGAAUCCAUGCUAAUUGAUAGAUAACAUUUUAAGUUAUGUGA